This is a messenger RNA of Pelmatolapia mariae (spotted tilapia), 3396 nucleotides long. RefSeq lists its product as uncharacterized. NCBI's taxonomy places the organism in Eukaryota, Metazoa, Chordata, Actinopteri, Cichliformes, Cichlidae. The transcript has 4 exons. The record is from RefSeq and is a predicted model, not a curated record. Bases 748 to 1371 code for a protein of 207 amino acids.
GCAGAGCAGCUGAAGAGUCAUCGUGGCAGAUGAUGAUUUUAGGAGACUUGACGUUCCAUCACGGAUGCCAAGAACUUUGACUGAUCUUCAGAGCACAAUUCGCCAAGCAUUUGGAAUUGAAAGAGACUUUCGUAUUCAAUUCAUGGAUCCUGACUUCAACAAUGAGUUUAUGAACAUAACAUCAAUGCAAGACAUUCAAGACCGAAGUACAAUCAAACUUGUGUACAUGGCAAAUCUGGAUACAAGUGCAUCUUUGUCAAAGCAGUAUCCCACAUGCAGUCUUGACUCAUCUGCAAGUCCAGAAAGUAUUCAAAGAAACUCCAGUCUCUCAUCGUCUUCAUCCAACUCAGACAGCACCAUAAUUCUACCACAGUCAGACAGUGAGCUGAGAUCAUGUGCAUGGCCUCGCGAGUUUACUAUUCCUCGAUUUUCAUUCAAUGUAGAGGUGCAACUUCAGCGUGGAAAUGAGACCUUCAGAGAAACUGGAACUCGGCUCAAGAUUACUCCAGGUGUUAAAUCUGACAUCUACGAGAAGCUAGCUGAGGCGAUUUUUCAGUUUACUGCUUAUCCUCAAAAUUACCAAAUAGAUGAAGUUGCAGGGGCACUGAUCAAAAAAUUUCCUUGUCUGCGAGAGCCAUCUGCCACAGGUUACUAUGGCUGGAUGAUUAGCCUGAAAUAUAAGAUGGCUAAUUACAGGACAAAGAUCCUGAUCCUGGUCCUGAAGUGACUAUAAAUGCCCAGCCAAAAAUGUUAAGAAACCUAAAAAGGCUGAGGUCAAUUUUUGUCCAUUACACCCAGCUGGCGAAACAGAUAAGUCUAGAAAACAUCAGGGUUGAGCUUUUGACCGACGUCAGACAAAGAAACAGUGCCUCAGAUGUAAGACAGAAGAUGUCAAGAACAUUUUCCUACCGUAGACAAGAGGUGGUGCAGGGAAGUCCAACUGCUGGGGAGUUUAAAGCCAGGUGGCCUGCAGUUUUCCAGAUUAAUGAGGUAAAUGCUGAAUUCCAGCGUAUUACAACACUUCAACUGGAGACGACCUUCGCGGCACAGUUAGACAGAAUUACACCUCAGCUGAUGACAGUUUUCCAGAAGAAGGGCGGUGUUUCUGGGCAGAAACUUGCCCACCACUUGCAGAUAAUGCAAGAGGCUGAAAGUGAUGUUAAAGUGAAAAGGGAAGCAGUUCUCAGGGCACUUUGCCUCUACCUUGGUGAAGAGGAUGGAAGCCUUAUUCGGGAGUACUUGAAUCCAAGAACACCAAGGCAGACGCCCUGUCCCACCAGUACGCCCCUGACGCAGAUCCCUCAGAGCUGUCAACUGUGCUACCUGCCUUCUGCCGCGUGGGCUUCAUCUAUUGAGGGAUUGAGGAAAUGAUUUGGCAGGCUCUGCCAGAUCCAGGAACCGGACCCCUGGGCUGGCGAUAUGUCCCCUCAGCAGCAUGAGCUGCGAUACUAAGCUGGGCCCACAAGUUUUCAUGAGGUAGGUCGGACCAUCCCUCUGCUGAAGCGUCACUUCUGGUGGGGGAUGACAGAGAAGGAUGUGCAGGACUAGUGCUGGUCUUUGCUGGCAGCAAGACCAAAACUCAGAAGCCAUUGGGCCUGCUUCAGCCUCUAUCCAUACCUUCCUGCCCAUUGUGGCAGGACGUAGGCGGCGGUGCCGCGGCAGGGAAGGCGGACGCACCUGCGCGGCAUUGCAAUCAUGCCUCGCCAGCUUAAGAGCGGUGUAGGGUCCUGUCAUGUUGUUGUUGUUGGUGUGUGGCUGGGAGUUGGAAUGCUGCAGCCUAGUCGUGUGAACAAGCUACCGUGUUAAUAAAGAGAUGCUUAAAAGCAUAAACAUGUCAUCGGGUCUGCCGUGGUUUAUCACACCCCUGUUCCCAUAUUUCUCUCGUUUUUGUCACCGACUUACCUGUCUCCACAGGAAAAUCAGCAAUCCCUUCUGUAAUUGACACAUUCUCUAAGGCAGCACACUUCAUUGGCCUGGACAAAUGGUCCACAGAAACAGUGAAGCUCGUGGUAUAUCACAUCUUCAAACCUCAUGGAAUCACCUCGGAGAUCACCUCGGAGAGAGGUCCCCAGUUCACCUCAUAGGUUUAGAAAUCUUUCUGUUCUAGGGGCCCAAGUCAAUCUCAGCUCCAGUUACCACCCACAGACCAACAGCCAUCACUCACAACCUGGCCACCUGUACCUCAAAUCUCCCAUCGGUAGAGUAGGCGCACAAUGCACACACCUCAUCAUCCACCGGUCUCUAUUUGAAGCGUCACUAGGCUAUCAGCUUGCUUCCCAAGGAGGAGGCUGACAUCACAAAUCCUUCAGUCCAGCACCACCUCUGGCACUGGCACAACGUUUCGGUCAGAACUCUGGAAGCCUUGCAUAAAGCUGUCAACCACCAGCACCACUACUCGGAUCAGCUUUGGACACCAGCACCCCAGUACACCCCUGGAAAGAAGGUAUGGCUAUCCGCUGAGGACAUUCCUCUCAAGUCAAACUCCCGUAAACUGAACCAUGGUGCAAGAUGGUUCAUUGGGCCCUAUGAUAUCGACACCAUCAUCUCUGUCACAGUUCUGGGUCAUUUUGACCCAGCAUUUUCAGUUUCUUGUAUUUUGGUAUUUUUCUGUAUUAUGGUUUAUUUUCAGAUUCUUUAGUUGUCCUGUUUUGAAUAUUAUAAUCCUACGUUUCAGUGUUAUUCUGGUUAAGAGUUUGUUCUUAGGUUUAGUUCAGUGUCUAAUCUGUGCCUGUCAUGUUUCCUGUUUUACUUUGAAGGUCUGCGUCUCAUAUUAGUGUGUCCAGUGUUACUCUCCGAUGUGUUGUCAUUAUGUUUCAUUCGAGUCAGCUGUGUCCCCAUGUGUCGCCACUUCUCCUGAUCACCUCAUGUGUGUAUUUAAGUUCAGCAUCACAGCAUCGUCUGUGUUACCUCGUUUCAUGCAUUCAUGGUUAUCAUAGUUCCUCUGUAUCGUCUGUGUUUGCUCAGUUAUCUUAGUUUUUCCCAGUGUAGGUUUUCAGUUAGCUCUUACCCAUGUUUGCCUCCAUUUGAGUUGUAUUCAUGUCAGCCACAAUAAAGACUCGUUUUUGGUUUGCAACUGAAGUUCAGUCUCCUCGUCUCUGUCUGCUCCUGGGUCCACUCACUCACUUCACUCAGUCUGCCCCACGCCUCGACCGAAAAAAUCUCACCAUCUGCUGUCAAACUAAAACUCCCUACAUCUCUAAAGAUUCAUCCCGUGUAUCCCAGGUUAUGCCAGUACUCAGCCCAUUACUCCAGCCCAUUACUUUGUUUUCUUUGUGCUACAGCUCUCUGGUCAUGCAACUGCUCCACUCCUCAGUUAAGCUUAGACAGCAGAUCAUACUCCCAGGAUGUGCCACUCAGCUUCACGCGUUGUCUCCCGGAAUGGGGUUUCAAUAUCAC